Polypterus senegalus (gray bichir) is the source of this 2016-nucleotide messenger RNA. RefSeq names its product heparan sulfate glucosamine 3-O-sulfotransferase 5. The record is from RefSeq and is a predicted model, not a curated record. The transcript has 4 exons. Lineage: Eukaryota; Metazoa; Chordata; Cladistia; Polypteriformes; Polypteridae. Bases 514 to 1551 code for a protein of 345 amino acids. Gene Ontology annotation, molecular function: [heparan sulfate]-glucosamine 3-sulfotransferase activity.
UGCACGUGACACGACAGCUGCACUGACUCCGCGCGUUACCUGACAUGAGAAUGCGACAGCGGUAGACAGUGCGCUUCUCAGCUGCGGAGAAUUCAGGCGAGGAAGUGAACCAUUGGAAAAUUAGAAGUAAAGUAAAGAAACAAAUAACGAGGGAGUCUCCUUUCCAUAUCGGACACGUGUAUCUGAGACGGAAAAGUACAGUACCUAACUGUCGGGCACUCUGGAAAAAUGGAGAUAAGCACCGUGAGCAUCGUCACCUGCGCUCUCUUAGUGUCCGUGCCGCCUGCAAAGGGGCAACUUUCUCCUGGGGAGGAUGCCUAACAGGUUUACAGGACACUAGGGCCCAUACUUAUAGCACUGGAGAAUAAAAAGGACUCAAUCCUGUGUGCAGUGCCAAAUCCUUCACCCACUUAGACCAGGCCAACGUGAACCACUUGUUUUUGGAUUGUGGAAAGAAGCUGGCAUAAUCAUGAUAAAUGCUGAAGCUGCAGUCCUGAAGAUUGAUGGAGGGCCAUGCAAUUCAAACAGCAGGCGUUGCUGAGACAGAAGCUCUUUGUGCUUGCCAGCCUUGCUGUUGGAAGUCUCCUGUAUCUAGUUGUCAGAGUUGGGAGCUUGGAUAGGAUCCAGCCUGUUUGUCCUUUAGAAGGGCGAAUUGGGCCUCGAAUUCCUGAGCAGAUCCCUCUGCGCACUUUACACUUCAAACGGGGCUUACUGCAUGAACUGAGAAAAGGGAAUGCCACGAAAGAACAGAUACGGCUUCACAAUCUGGUACAACAGCUGCCUCAGGCAAUCAUCAUAGGAGCACGGAAAGGUGGCACCAGGGCACUACUGGAAAUGCUCAACCUCCACCCAGCUGUUGUCAAGGCUUCCCAGGAAAUUCACUUCUUCGAUAACGACCAAAACUACGCCAAGGGAAUUGAAUGGUACAGGGGGAAGAUGCCAUUUUCGUAUCCACAUCAAAUAACUAUUGAGAAAAGCCCAGCCUAUUUUAUAACAGAAGAAGUUCCCGAGCGAAUCUUCAAAAUGAACUCCUCCAUCAAAUUACUGAUUAUUGUGAGAGAGCCUACCACUAGGGCUAUUUCUGAUUACACUCAAGUGCUGGAAGGCAAAGAAAGGAAAAAUAAGACGUACUACAAAUUUGAAAAACUAGCAAUUGAUUCAAACACUUAUGAGGUGAAUACUAAGUACAAGGCAGUGAGAACGAGCAUUUACACCAAACAUUUAGAGAGGUGGUUGAAGUACUUUCCCAUUGAGCAGUUUCAUAUCGUGGAUGGAGACCAGCUCAUUAUAAACCCCUUACCUGAACUUCAGCUCGUGGAGCGUUUUUUGAAACUUCCUCCGAAGAUUAGUCAAUACAACUUGUAUUUCAAUGCCACUAGAGGCUUCUAUUGCCUACGGUUUAACAUUGUCUUUAACAAGUGCCUAGCAGGUAGCAAAGGACGAACUCAUCCAGAGGUGGAUCCUUCUGUUGUUACCAAAUUGCGCAAAUUUUUCCACCCUUUCAAUCAAAAGUUUUACCAGAUCACUGGGAGGACAUUUAACUGGCCAUAAAGCAAGAUGUUUACAACACCUUCUUAAAUGGGCUUUUUAUAGAGCCUGAUCUAAAGUACAAAAAAGCACUUUUAUUAAAAAUAAAGACUGACAAUGUAACAUGAUGUGACCAAAUAUUAAAUGGGAUCAAAGUUUCUUUUAUUUCUUUAUAUAUGCAGUAUGUUGAUGUUUGCAGUCCUGAAUUAAUUUAAGCUUUAUUUUAAGUGACCACCUUUUCGUAUUUAACGCAUUGUUGCUGUUCAAACUGAUAGAUUUCUAGAGCCUACAUUCCCCUUUGAAAAUGUCCUGGGUAAUAACUGUAUGUUUUGAAAAUUUUAAAAGUGAACAGAUAUUCUUAUAUCCAGAACCAUAACAAAGAAAUAUUGUUAGCCAUAAUUCUGACAAUUGUUAUUUGUAGCUGGGGGUCAACAUUUCUCUAAGUACGUUGCACAAAACUGAAGAUGAUUAAAUUACUUUUAAAACAUA